Diatraea saccharalis (sugarcane borer) is the source of this 1857-nucleotide messenger RNA. NCBI's taxonomy places the organism in Eukaryota, Metazoa, Arthropoda, Insecta, Lepidoptera, Crambidae. The record is from the annotation of a GenBank genome assembly.
AUGAGGACAGAUGACGAACCUGAGAGACAAGUGAUGGGACCACCUUCCAUUACUUCCUCUUCUUCUCAGCGCCGUCCCCCCAAAAAGAAGGCUGCUACCCCUAAGGCGUCUGUUAAGGAUAGCGGCCGUCAUGUCGGAAUGUCCCUAUUCAGAAGGAGACAAAACAAUAACUCGGAUGAUGAAUACGAAGUCCACAGAGAUCCGUGCUUCUCCUCUCUACCGGAUCUCUCCCUGGUAGUAGACACGGAUCUUUCCAUCACAGAGAUCAAUGCUAGGGCAAUCGAACAGAUCAAGAGGGUAAAGCUGGUUUGUGCGAAAUCAAAAAACCUGAAAGGAACCAUGAUCAAAGAGGUUAAUCAGGCGACGAGCAACCUUGAAAAUCUCAUCAACAAGACCUUGACUACAACGGCGGAUGAUGAGAUACGAAGGCUUCGGGCGGACAAUAAGAGGAUGAAAUCGGAGCUGGAACAUCUCUCUAAUGAACUUAAGGCCAUAAAGAGAGAUAUGGCAAAGAAAGCGGUCAAUCCUAACCCUAACACUAUCAAUAUCCCGAAACGCGGUCAAAAGAAAGCCCCUCAGACGAUCGCUCAGGAGAUCACUCGGGAGAAUGACAUGGAAGUGGAUGAUAGCUCACUCAGAGCCUCGGUCGUUGAUGAGAUUAAAAAUGCGGUGAUUGAAACGAUAGCGGUUUACAUGAACGCGAGGUUUGAGGGCAUUGAAGAGCGGCUGUUACUACCUCAAACGAGACGCCCUCCCCUCUCCUCAGAUACUAGGAAUGCGGAUUCUCAGCUACCAUCGAAGCCCUCCCAGGCAGGAUCUUCAGGUAAUGGCUCGAAACAGAUGGGAAGCACAGCACCGAAGAAAGCCGUUCUGACUGAUGGUAAUAAAAAAGGCCCAAUGCCUAGAACUGGACCUUCAUCGACUGGACAAGAGAGGGUAGGGCCCAUUAAACAACAACAACAGGCCCCAUCAAACAACAAAAAAGGUAGAGGAAAGGGUAAACGUAAAACUAACAAACCUGCACCCCCACCAACACUCGCUCCUCUGAACGCUUCCCCCAAAAUCACAGAUCCUCCUGUUCGAGAGACAGAGGAAGUAACAGAAGAGCGCUCUUGGUCAAUGGUAGUUAAGAAGGGAGAGCAGCAACAGGAGGGAGAAAGCUCUUCCCAGAGCCAAACUGGAGAUGACUCGCAGGUGUUCACCAAACCUGCCAACCCCAACACAGCUGAAGUUCCCCCUAAGGAACAAAGACGGCGGAAUUCCAAUACAAUGAGACGUUCGUCCUCAUCAUCGUUGGAACACACAGAAGGAGACACAAAGGAGCCUAGAAAACGCUCCCCUAUCGGACGGGUAACACGCUCUACAUCCAGAGCUCGAAUGGAGGCAGGUACAGCGGCAAACAAAGAGGCAGAGUCGCCUGCUCGCAAGCACCUGUCGCAACUGCCUAGAUUGGAAGGUGGCUCAACCCCCUCUGUAAAUUCCUUAGGGAGGGUUAUUGACCCGCUACAUGUGUCGCAAGGGUUGAUGUAUAACACCAGCUCUAUUGGGAGUAACGCAGCCUCCCUGCACUCGAAUGAAGACAAAGGCUCUUCCUCCUCGAUCACAAAAGAAACUCCAGUUCUUUUGGGCAAAAGAGUAAGAGAGGAAGACUCGGACUCGAGCGCCAAGAGCGGGGAUAGCCAGGCGACAUUGGCGAAACACUCGUCAAAGAGACAGGCAACGGAUUCGGAUCAUCGAGCUUCGGCGAGCAGUUUGUUCGUCGCUCCGACCAAGACGCCAAUAAAUCUUUUCGGAGGACGAGGUCUCAGAUAUCGACUUCCUGGACGAACCAGCUCACCCGGUUCCUCGCCAUGCUAA